Molecule: messenger RNA, 963 nt
Organism: Cavia porcellus (domestic guinea pig)
Lineage: Eukaryota; Metazoa; Chordata; Mammalia; Rodentia; Caviidae
Product: zinc finger protein 709-like
Exons: 1
Biological process (GO): regulation of transcription by RNA polymerase II
Cellular component (GO): nucleus
Molecular function (GO): DNA-binding transcription factor activity, RNA polymerase II-specific; RNA polymerase II cis-regulatory region sequence-specific DNA binding
Source: RefSeq, a predicted model, not a curated record
GGAGAUAAACCAUAUGUAUGUAAACAAUGUGGGAAAGCUUUUAACACACGUACAAAUUGUAAGGUUCAUGAAAUAAUUCACACUGGAGAGAAACCAUAUGUGUGUAAGCAAUGUGGGAAAGCUUUUACCAGACCUGGACGUUGUAAGGCACAUGAAAGAAUUCACACUGGAGAGAAACCAUAUGUAUGUAAGCAAUGUGGGAAAGCUUUUACCAGACCUGAAUGUUGUAAGCAACAUGAAAGAAUUCACACAGGAGAUAAACCACAUGUAUGUAAGCAAUGUGGGAAAGCUUUUAACAUACGUGCAAGUUAUAAGGUUCAUGAAAGAAUUCACACUGGAGAGAAACCAUAUGUAUGUAAGCAAUGUGGGAAAGCUUUUAAAACACAGGGAGAUUGUAACUAUCAUGAAAGAAUUCACACUGGAGAGAAACCCUAUGUAUGUAAGGAAUGUGGGAAAGCUUUUACCAGACCUGGAUUUUGUAAGGAACAUGAAAGAAUUCACACUGGAGAGAAACCAUAUGUAUGUAAGCAAUGUGGGAAAGCUUUUAACACAUGGGGAUACAGUAAGCAGCAUGAAAGAAUUCACACUGGAGAGAAACCCUACGUAUGUAAGCAAUGUGGGAAAGCUUUUAACACACGUGCAAAUUGUAAGGUUCAUGAAAGAAUUCACACUGGAGAGAAACCCUAUGUAUGUAAGCAAUGUGGGAAAGCUUUUACCAGACCUGAUCGUUGUACGGAACAUGAAAGAAUUCACACUGGAGAGAAACCCGAUGUAUGUAAGCAAUGUGGGAAAGCUUUUACCAGACCUGAUCAUUGUAAGGAACAUGAAAGAAUUCACACUGGAGAGAAACUAUGUGCAUGUAAGCAAUGUGGGAAAGCUUUUAACACACGUGCACAUUGUAAGGUUCAUGAAAGAAUUCACACUGGAGAGAAACCCUAUGUAUGUAAGCAAUGUGGGAAAGCU